Messenger RNA from Catharus ustulatus (Swainson's thrush), 2249 nucleotides. RefSeq names its product Rho GTPase activating protein 8 (gene ARHGAP8). NCBI's taxonomy places the organism in Eukaryota, Metazoa, Chordata, Aves, Passeriformes, Turdidae. Gene Ontology annotation, molecular function: GTPase activator activity. Gene Ontology annotation, cellular component: cytoplasm. Gene Ontology annotation, biological process: small GTPase-mediated signal transduction; negative regulation of endocytic recycling. The record is from RefSeq and is a predicted model, not a curated record.
GUGCAUUUGCUGUCAGUCUCAGCAUCAGUUUGCUGAUUUUCAUCAAUAUAUUUCCUGAAAAGGAUGUCAGCACUGCAGAAAAAUGAAAUGGAUGAUACACAUUUGGAACAAGAAGAAACAUUUCUGCAUCCCCCACCUGAGGAUCUUGAGCUGAAUAUCAAUCACCCCUACCAUGAUGAUGUGAGACAUCUAACUGUCUUGUUUACAGGUGAUCACAACUCUGGAAGGAAGGUCACUAGCUGCUGCAUGUCCCCAUCCUACCAGCUCAAUCACACAAGGUUGCUUGAGUACUUAAAGUAUACUCUGGAUCAGUAUGUAGAGCAUGAUUAUAUGGUUGUCUACUUUCUCUAUGACCUGAAGAGUCUGAAUAAAACUUCUCUGAAAUGGUUGCAAACAGCCUACCAGGAAUUUGACAGGAAGUAUAAGGAAAACGUUAAAGUACUUGUUUACCGUCCAACCAACUUCAUAAAGAUUGUGAGGAAUAUCUUUAAACCUCUUGUAAGCCUCAAUUUUGGGAAAAAGAUCAUCUACUUGAACUAUCUAGGUGUCCUGGGAAAACAUCUCAAAUAUCCAUCAAGAAUGAUUAAAAGUGUAAUUUGCCUGUUUGUGAUGGGUUGGAUUAAUUCUGAAAGCUGCAUUGCCACCACAGACGUACUGAAGUCCAUCAGCAGACAUGAUGAAAAUCUUUGGAGGAAACAGAAGGGAAGACUUCCACCUGUGGUAAAGGUUCCUCUACCAUGGCCACCCCUGCCUACCCAACAAUUUGGAGUCAGCCUGCAAUAUAUAAAGGACAAAAAUAAAGGCAAACUAUUCCCCCCAAUGAAGGAAAUGGUAUCCAAUCUAAAAAGUAUAGGACUGCAAGUAGAGGGCCUCUUCAGGAGGUCAACCAGCAUCCAGACUAUCAAAGAUGUGCAGAAACUCUAUCAGGGCAAGUCUCUGAAUUUUGAUGAUUAUCAUGAUAUCCAUACUCCUGCUGUUAUCUUGAAGACUUUCUUUAGGGAACUCCCUCAGCCAUUGCUAACAUUUGACUAUUAUGAUCAUAUCCUUGAAAUCCCCACUGCAUCCUUCUUCAUCUGCAGCCUGUCAGCAGCCUAUGCACACAAUCUCAAUGGAAUUUUAUGGGAUAGGAAUGAUUAAGGAUCUCGGGACUAUUCUGUUGCUGAAUAAACUGAACUGAAACUGUGAGAGGUUUGUGGUUGCAGGUAAGUUUCUAAUUAUAGUGUCUGAGUGAGUGGAAUUCCCCAGACAGAGUUUCCCCUUUCUCUGAAGGAAAAAGAUAGUUAUGUUCUUGAUAACUUCAUUGAGCUUUUAUAUCUCCAUAACCCAACUGUUGUUGUGAUGAAGGGGAAAAGAAGUUAGACAAUCUUUUUCUUUCCACAUUUCCCAGUUCUCCCAGCAUUCCAGAGCAGCAUGUGUCCUUUGAGAAACCUGCUCUACUGGUGCAUGAUGAAAUGCAGCCCCAGCCGAUGCCUAGUAAUGCUUAUGCUGUAUUCAAUAUCUAUACCGAGAAUAGGCACAGAAUCAGACACAGAACAGACACAGAAUCAUAUCAGGCUGCAUCACUCUCCACUCUGAGUACAUGCAUAGAGCUUGAGGAAGGCACGGGCUGGUAUCUUUGGUUGUCUUGCUGUAGGUUAGGGGAUGUAGAGGGGUCCUUUUUCUUUCCCCCCUUCCCUCCCAGUACAGGAGCUCCUUCACACUUACUGAGCUACCAAACACCAGCAGCCAUGGACCACCAAAUUAUUUCAGUCUCAUCUGCAUGGAGCACUUAAUGCUGCUGCAAAAUAACAAACAAGAUGUUGAACUAUCACAAAUGGCUUCCACGUUUUAAGAAGGAUUAGCAUUCCUACAUUCUAUUCUUAUUCUCACAUUCUAUCCAGAAACUUGAUUAAAUUUUUAUUUUCUUAUUCUUUGGGUUUUGGCUGAUGUCUCAGACAUUGCUGCAGCAAAUGGUCCAGAGUGCCAUCCCUGAUGGUAAGUGGCUACAGCACAAGGACAAAACAAACUUACUCCAUUACAAAAUAACAUAAAAUUCAGUAAUACAAUAUCAAUGCCUUAUGCUCCAAAAGAGCUUUUACGAAAUAAUAUAAAUGAGAGGAUGAAAAUGAAGAGAGGCUUUGUAGAGCUCUGUCACAAGCCCUGACACCCAGCCUGGAUAAACACCCCAUUCUCUCCAUGUCACAGUACCACAACUUCUCCAUGUAAUUACCACUUGAAAGUUAAUAAGACUCUACUUCCAUUGUGACAGC